UUUGUGCAGGAGGUAUGGGCUUGGUGGGCUAAUCUACAACCCGAUUGGCGAUCGCUGGAUGAAAAUGGGUUACCCAUGCCCUUUGAAGAGUUCGGGGAUGAUUUGUCGUCGCUCAACAAGCAUGGCAGAAACGCGUGGGUUGGCCUACUUGCUUGCCUCAAAUGGUGGAAAGUUGGUCUGGGAUACCAUAUUGCUGAUGAUAACGAAGCACCCGUUAACGAAUGGCUUGCUAUUAUCGCAGAUAUGACAAGAAUGUUAGACAGAUUAGUUGCUGAAUAA
Molecule: messenger RNA, 279 nt
Organism: Lentinula edodes (shiitake mushroom)
Lineage: Eukaryota; Fungi; Basidiomycota; Agaricomycetes; Agaricales; Omphalotaceae
Exons: 1
Source: RefSeq, a predicted model, not a curated record